Odocoileus virginianus texanus is the source of this 2796-nucleotide messenger RNA. It is a transcript of the gene TERF2, whose product is annotated as telomeric repeat binding factor 2. The record is from RefSeq and is a predicted model, not a curated record. NCBI's taxonomy places the organism in Eukaryota, Metazoa, Chordata, Mammalia, Artiodactyla, Cervidae. Gene Ontology annotation, biological process: negative regulation of telomeric D-loop disassembly; telomeric D-loop disassembly; protection from non-homologous end joining at telomere. Gene Ontology annotation, cellular component: nucleus; chromosome, telomeric region; shelterin complex. Gene Ontology annotation, molecular function: G-rich strand telomeric DNA binding; protein homodimerization activity; double-stranded telomeric DNA binding.
AACGCCGUCCGUAUCAUGGCCGCGGGAGCCGGGACGGCGGGCUCCGCUUCCGGCCCGGGCGUCGUGCGUGACCCAGGGGCGUCACAGUCGAGGAAGCGUCCCGGCAGGGAGGGCGGGGAGGGCGUGCGGCGAUCAGACGCGAUGGCGGGAGGAGGCGGGAGCAGCGACAGCAGCGGGCGGGCGGGAGGCAGGCGGGCGUCCCGUAGCGGCGGGCGGGCUCGGCGGGGGCGCCACGCGCCCGGGCUUGGGGGCGCCGCGGAGCGCGGCGCGGGGGAGGCGCGGCUGGAGGAGGCGGUCAACCGCUGGGUGCUCAAGUUCUACUUCCACGAGGCGCUGCGGGCCUUUCGGGGUAGCCGGUACGGGGACUUCAGGCAGAUCCGGGACAUCAUGCAGGCUUUGCUUGUCAGGCCCUUGGGGAAGGAGCAUACCGUGUCUCGGCUGCUGCGGGUUAUGCAGUGUCUGUCGCGCAUUGAAGAAGGGGAAAAUUUAGACUGUUCCUUUGAUAUGGAAGCUGAGCUCACACCACUGGAAUCAGCUAUCAAUGUGCUGGAGAUGAUUAAAACGGAAUUUACACUGACAGAGGCAGUGAUCGAAUCCAGUAGAAAACUGGUCAAGGAGGCUGCAGUCAUUAUUUGUAUCAAAAACAAAGAAUUUGAAAAGGCUUCAAAAAUUUUGAAAAAACAUAUGUCCAAGGACCCUACAACUCAGAAGCUGAGAAAUGACCUCCUAAACAUUAUCCGUGAAAAGAACCUGGCCCACCCUGUGAUCCAGAACUUCUCCUAUGAGACCUUCCAGCAGAAGAUGCUGCGCUUCCUGGAGAGUCACCUGGAUGACGCAGAGCCCUACCUCCUCACGAUGGCCAAAAAGGCUUUGAAAUCUGAGUCCUCCACCUCAGCCACAGUGAAAGAACCACAACCUCAGCCAGCACCAGAGCCUGUGGAAAAGCCACUCAGAGAACCUGCCAGGCAGCUACAGAGCACACCAACCACCAUUGGGAUUAGGACUCUGAAAGCAGCUUUCAAGACUCUGUCCAGUGCACAAGAUUCUGAGGCAGCCUUCUCAAAACUGGACCAGAAGGAUAUGGUCUUUCCUAAUAAAGUGUGCCCGCCAUCACCAGCCCUCAAAAACAAGAGAACAAGAAAAGAUGAUAACGAAAGUUCUGCCGCUGCUGAGGGUGAGGGUGGCUCUGAACUGCAGCCCAAGACCAAGCGCAUGACAAUAAGCAGACUGGUUUUGGAGGAGGACAGCCAGAGUACUGAGCCGAGUCCAGGCCUCGACUCUUCCCAGGAGGUCACACCGGCAUCACCAUCCAAGCCCACUGUCCUCAACCAACCCCUCCCUGGGGAGAAGAAUCCCAAAGUACCCAAAGGCAAGUGGAACAGCUCUAAUGGGGUUGAAGAAAAAGAGACUUGGGUGGAAGAGGACGAACUGUUUCAAGUUCAGGCAGCACCAGAUGAAGAGAGUGCAACCAAUACAACAAAAAAGCAGAAGUGGACUGUAGAGGAAAGCGAGUGGGUCAAGGCUGGAGUGCAGAAGUAUGGAGAAGGAAACUGGGCUGCCAUUUCUAAAAACUACCCGUUUGUUAACCGAACAGCUGUGAUGAUUAAGGAUCGCUGGCGGACCAUGAAAAGACUUGGCAUGAACUGAAACAGGCUUUCAUUUCCACAGAAUUCACAGGAGCAUGGUUCCUAAUAAUAGCCCCUGGUAGUCUGCUGUUUCUUUCAAAAGCUGGGCUGGGAUGAGAAUUUUGGGCAUCCUCCUCUCAUGUGGGGGAGGUCCCGGUUCCACUUCAUCACAGUUGGAGAUCAUGGAGCUGAGAAACAAAGCCAAGUCCACCCCAUGUCCUUGGCAGAGAUGACAGGCACAUAGCUUGUACAGUGCCAGAAUACCAUUAGUAUUUCCCUUCUUUAGUGGUUUGCUUGAAUUUAAAUCCCUGGUAAUCAGUAGAACCUUCUCCUAGGAAAUGGUGGAGUCUGUUAGGAGCCACUUUUGACUCCACGUACCUGUUAAAACCAGCAACAUGAGCAUUAUUUGGAGUGAACUUCUUCCAGGUAAAGCUUUGGCCUUCUGAUGCAAAUGCAAAGGAACUUCAGCUGUUGUGAGCCCAGGUUGAUAAGAGACCAGUCCUGGUGGAGUCAGAGUCCCUUUAAACAUUGUUCAGCCGAUUGUGAUGUCGACAUCUAGAAAUGUGACUGCCUUGGCAUUUGCUCUAUUUGCUGGCCUCCGUAGGCAGGUGUAACCUCCACUUCUCACGUGGUGGAACCAGUGUGUUUUUUGGUAAAAUGGUGAUUGUAGAUAAGCUUAGCCCCUGGCCCCAUCCACUCUUCCCAAUUCUUUAUGCUGGACUUUUAAAGCUUAAGAAAAUCCUGAUUAAGUAUAAAUGCCUAAUUCCAUUCUUUGUGAAAUGGUUGCUUCCGCCUGGUUCCCUAAUUGUGCUGUGUUAGUGUCUUGCACUGGAAUUCAACAUUCCCUUCUCCUUUUGUACUGUGUUGUGCUUGCUGUCUCUCAGAUCCUUAAAGACUGUCUUUUUAGCAAAAAAAAGAAUUUCAGUAAAGUGUUUUCUGUAAUCUUUUUUUAAAAUGAGAACUAAUUAUUGUCCAUAACUUGUAGCAUUCUUCAUUAAAGUCUUGCUUCUCUCAAAUUUAAGUAGCUGUUUAAUUGCAGCUGAAAAAGCGGAAGUAGCAAAAUGCUGAACAAGCUUUGGUAAACCCUGCUAUCUGUAUUAAGAAACUAAUGUCAAACUGUAUUGAAUGUUCUAAUCCUUAGAAGCUAUGCCGUAUAGACAUGUGGAAGUUC